ACGCCAAAUCGGCAAGUCCUGAUAUAAUUUUCUCUAACAUGUGGUCUUGCGUUGUUUGCUUCUCAAUAACUAUAAAUAAAAUAAUUCUAUUGUUUUCCCUUAGUCUUAAAACCUUCAUUCAUCCCAUCAUGCUCGAUUUCGAAAUAAAAUUUCGUUGUGGAUCUGUUUAUGGACGAAAUAAAGAUAAUUACUGUAUUCACUGUGCUUAUUUAGUUCUAUAAAUAAUUGCCAAUUUGGCUUCUAUACAGCAAACUGCUAGCUUACUUUCAAUAUUCAACAUUUUUUAGCCGUACAAUAUUUUAUAAGUUGUGGUAAUCAUUGAGCAUUCUGAUUCAGAUUUUUGCAGUAAGGACAGAAGACCCACAGCCUCUGUUAUUCCUUUUCUAGUAUGCUCCUGUGAGUGCUUAUUCCUCCAAAAUAUUUCGCUUGAGGGUGUGUACAUCACUGUCUCGGGUAACCUGUUCCAAAUAUUGAUGAGUGCGGAAACUUAUAUGUCACGGGUAUUCUGUUCGUUCCUGGCUUUACUACUCGCCUGCAAUGCCCCAAUCUAGUGAUAGAUAAGCGAGGAGAUAUAUCAGAUUCAAAUUCACUUAGUAUUUUAUUUAUGAAAAUCAGAUCACAUCUUAAUCUGCGGUAGGGAAGAGUAAAGAGGUCUAGCUUUUCAAGCCACUCUUUGUUUAGUAAACUCCAUAGUUUAGGAGUAGCACGGGUAGCUGCCCUCGGUGCUUUUUCAGGGUAUCCGAGUUAUCUUUAAAACAGGGGCGUGCUGCUUGAAUGCAGUUUUUAAGCUUAGUCCUCACUAAUGUUGCGUAUACUGUAAUGAACAUGGUUGUAUUUAACUUAGUCAAUGUCCCUUUUAAAGCCCAUAGGGUCCUAAAGUCCCCAGUUACAACCUCCAGGCAAUGGGCUGUUGUGAUAAGCUCGCGACUUAUCCUUGUGAAACCGGACCACGGGUACAGGUACUUUCCCUUUGCUGUACCUAUUUACCUCUGUAUCCCUGAAGUGCAUGUAGACGCACUUUGCCGCGUUGAUACGCAUCAGCCUCUAUAGACCAGCUAAUCACAAUAUUUAAGUUUGUCUGAAGUGCACAUAAAUUUGUGUCUCGUGUUAUUUCUAGCCAAAUUUUUACAUCAGCGUCUCGUAACAUUGGGGAUUCAACUAUACCUGGGAGCUCAUUUACAUACAGUAUAAAAAGUAAAAAACCUAGGACAGAAUCUUUCAGUAUUCCACUAAUUACUGGUCUUCAAGUGGAGCACUUGGAAUUUAUUCUUACUUUCUAUUUAUGACCUACUAAAAAAUUCUCAAGCCAUUUUAGGAGGGUCCGGCAAUACCAAGAUAUACCAGCUUCUAUAGCAGUCUAUUUGUUGGCACUUUGUCAAAUGCUUUGUUUUAGUCUAUGUAGAAAACAUCCACUGAUUUCCCAUUCUCCAGAGCUUUUAUCCAUUGCCUCCUUGCUAUAAAGAGGUUUGUUGUGCAAGAUAAACCUUUUCUGAAACCAUGUUUUUCCCUUAAACAUCGUAGAUUAAAAAUUCUAUAACUGUGUCAGUUAUGUAUUUGCUUUGAUAAUUUAACUCGAUCGGGGAAUAGUUUAUACGAAUAUUCGUCAAUGUUAGGACGAAUGGUUUGACAUACAUUAGAUGCCGAGUAUAGAGAAGUGAGAUUUAUAUUUGAAAUAAUCUCGGCGAUUAAAAUUUGAGUAAAUCCGAUGUUUCAUCCAGCAAACUUGAUCACAGAUGCCUUAAAAAUAUUGUUCGCAUCUGCUGGGAUGAUCGGGUAAGCAACAGUGAGGUAAGGCGCAGUGUAUUAUGGAAUGAUGGCAAAUCAAUUGAUGAGGUUGUAAAUCUUCACCGACUGAGAUGGUUAAACCGCUUGUCACGUAUGCGUCAACACCGAUUACCACGAUGCGCAAUUCUGACUGGUGCUUAUUUAUUUUAUUUAUUUGAACACAUAAAUAUUGGUACAGGGGGGCACCAAAUAUAUAUGCGCCACACAAAACAAUGAUAAUUUGAAGAGAAGGAGAAAAGAGAAAAAAAAAGUAAUGAACGUGGGGAAUUAGAAAAAAAAGAGAGAGAACAAUGGUGGGGGAAACGGAAAGGUACAAUCAGAAGAGAUCUUUCAGUUAAGGAAGAUACAACCACUUUUUAUGAAGAAAGUAAAAGAAGGUUACAGCAAGAUCGCCACUGGCUUCUAUUCUGAGCCAUAUCUGAUAACGUCUCCAGCCACUGUGUUACACCGUCUUUCGGACCCCAACCAGGGAGUCGUGAAGGACUGGUGCUGGGGAUGGUUGGCAGAAAGCUAGGGGCGGCCAACCCAAAACAUGGCAUCAGUACUUGAACUCACUAACUUCUGGUCUGAGCCAUGUUGGUAGAUGUUGACUACGUGGUUGGGGUCCUCGUGACUAUCGUAAUCAGUGUUUGGAGAUUCUGUGUGACAUGACUCAGGAUCGAUCACUGGCGUAGGUGUAUACACUCUUUGUCUUCCUUUAAACCUUGAGAUUUCUGAUACAUUUUAUAUGCCGUAUAAAAUAUACAUUCAACAGAUGUUUUUUUAUCUGAAAAUAGAUUUUUGUGAUUUUUCUUGCUUUGUUUGAAUUACUAAUGAAUCACAAAAACUUUCCUUUUGACUAUUUAGAGGCAUUAAAAUGCAUGCUCAAUCUAAACGCCCCUCCAAAUUCUUCGGACGGACCACAAUGGAAAAUCUUGAUAUACGAUCAACUGGGAAGAGAUAUCAUUUCACCAUUAUUAACAGUCAAGGAUUUACGCAUGCUUGGUGUCACACUACAUUUAAUGUUACACUCGCCACGUGAACAAAUCCCAGAUGUUCCCGCUGUUUAUUUCGUUUACCCUUCCAAAGAUAAUAUUAAUGUUAUAUGCAAGGAUUUUGAAGCAGGAAGAUACGAUUCGUAUUACUUGAAUUUUAUCAGUCCAAUAUCACGCGAAUACCUUGAAGAAAUAGCUCAAACAGCAUUAUCUGAAAAUUGUGUUCAUCAAAUCUCAAAAGUUUUCGAUCAGUAUACAAAUUUUAUUUGUUUGGAGGAUGAUUUAUUGACUCUUAGCUCACCCACUGAUGGUCCUUCUUCCUUUUAUGCUCUUAAUCGUGCGAAAGCUACAGAAGUGGAUAUGGAAAAUUUAAUCCACUCAGUUGUUGACGGAUUAUUUUCAAUUUUUGCAACACUUGGCUCAAUACCUAUUAUACGUUGUCCUCGUGGUAAUGCUUCUGAAAUGGUAGCAUGCCAGCUGGAUUCGAAAUUUCGUGAUAGCCUGCGAGACUCUAGGAAUUCACUUUUUAUGAAUAAUACAGCUCGUGGUUACGGUAUCGCUGCAAAUGACGACUCAUCUGGAGAACGUUUAGGAUUGAACUCUUCAUCACCACUUAGUCUUUUAAAUAGGAACUCUCAAAUAAACUCACCACCAAACUUAUUUCAGCGUCCACUGUUGAUUAUUUUAGAUCGCAGUUUAGAUUUGGCCUCUCCACUACACCACGAGUUGUCCUACCAAAGUUUAAUCCAUGAUAUCUUUAAUAUUCGUCUCAACCGUGUUCAUGUGAAUUUAGAUUUGGCUAAGCCUAUUUCAGAUGAUGAAAAAUCCAGGAUACCAGAAAAUAAUAGUAAAAAAUCAAAUUCUAAAAUAGUUGAGUAUGAUUUAACAGGAUCAUGUGAUCGUAUAUGGAGAGAUUUUAGAGGUGCUGCAUUUUCUGAUGUUGCAGAAGCUAUACAUGAAGAGGUGACAAUACUAAAAGAUUAUGAUAGACGUAUGGGUGAAUUGAAAUCAUCACUUGGUGGUUCAACAGAUAUAAAUAUGCUGGCAACUUCAUCAACAAUGACGUUUCUAGAUGAUAGUACAGCUAAAUUAACAAAUGCUAUCAAUUCUUUACCCCAAUUAAUGGAACGUAAACGAUGUCUUGAUAUGCACACAAAUAUUGCAACUUGUCUAGCCAAUGUAAUCAAAGAUAGGCAGAUACAUUCUUUUGCUGAAGAAGAAGAUCAUCUUCUUGCUAAAAACAAUCCAUCCACGGAACAAAGUUUAGUCGAGCUAAUUAGUAAUCCGUCAAUUGGUACACCUGAGGAUAAAUUACGCUUGCUUAUUAUUGCUGCUUUAGCGGGUACCAGCAGAACUGGUACAAACACUAGUAAUACAUCAAGUAAUAUGAUUACCAGUGGAUCUGGAAGUGCAUUAAAUAAUUUCAAUUCAAAUACUAGUGGCAUUGAUUUUUGUUUAUCCGAUACAGAAGUUGAUCGUUUGAAAGCACUGUUACAAAACUCCUAUCCUAAUCUUGAUAUGAGUCCUGUGAAUUAUAUUCAACACUUUAGGAAAAUUCCAAAAGCUGGUCAACUAACUGAUAAUAUAAUGGAGAAUGUUAAAGGAGCUGGUAGUCGAAGUGUACUUAAUAAAAUUGUUUCACAUGGUUCAGCUAUAUUGCUGACUGGGAUGAGGCAUUUGAUUGGUCAGAAAUCAUACCUCCCGUUUACUCGCAUCGUAUCUCAGUUAAUGGAAAAUAAAAGUGGUUCUGAAUUUGAAGACUAUCGCUAUUUUGAUCCGAAAUUGUACAGGCGUCAAGAUUCUAAUAUUCCUCGUGUCAAACAACCUUUCGAUGAAGCUUUUGUCUUUGUCGUUGGUGGCGGAAGUUAUGUUGAGUACCAAAAUCUGUUAGAUUGGGUCAAAUCAACUUGUUCCACUACAUCUGGCACAUCUAACACUUCGUCAACAUCCUUAACAAAUUCUGUUAAUGGGAUAAACAGUCGUCCUGGCCCAGGAGGUCAUGACUCAUCCAGUGCUUCUAAUAUUGGUACAGCUUAUUCCAAACAUAUUACUUAUGGCUGUAGUGAUCUUGUUAGUCCGAGUGAAUUUUUAUUAGAAUUGGGAAAACUUGGGCAGGAGUUGUAACUUCAAAGUUAUCAAUAAUUCUGGUCGUACAACUAAAAAAUUUUCAGUUACCUCUUGGAUACAGUGAUUACUUUGGGUUUUAUAUGCUCUGUAAAUUUCUUCUUCUGUGAUGAUAUUUCUUCUAGUGUUUGGCCUGUCAGUUAUCUUAAACGUUCAUUUACACUAAAUUUGAUUUUUUUUAAUUAUUGUACUUCUUGUUAUAUGUCUAUAUUUCUUAUUGAAAAUUUUUCUGUUAUAUCUAUGUUGGGAUUUCUUGAAUGUAUUCUAAUUUGUAUCCACAUUUUAGAUUAUUCACUACGUGAUUAUAUUGUUCAUUAAAAAUUGAAUUGUUUGGAAAUAUAAAUGUUCUGUGAUUG
Molecule: messenger RNA, 5239 nt
Organism: Schistosoma spindalis
Lineage: Eukaryota; Metazoa; Platyhelminthes; Trematoda; Strigeidida; Schistosomatidae
Source: the annotation of a GenBank genome assembly